AUGUCCGACGACGAGGAUUAUUAUGACUGGGAAGAGGAAUAUCUCUACGAAGACGCCGUCCCUGACCUGGUCGACGAACUCGCCGCAUCCUCCUGGUACGAAGCGGCUUUGUACGAAGAUCCAGGCAUUGAAGUCGAAGAUUACUUCAGUGAUUGGGACUACUACUCGGAUGACUACCAUGAUGACGAUCCGACCGUCGCGCAGAGCAGAGUCCGUGCGAAAACCGAACCGAAGACGAAGCCGAGUCCGAAGAAGAAGAAGGGUCGCGCCCAUACCGCCGCCCAAGUAAACCCCUUGAAACUCGAUAUCGGUUCCUUCCAGGGUGUGGUGUGGAAAACAGAUAGCCUGGAGCGGGAUACGGAUGUCUCGGUCCAGAUCUACGAACCGGGUCAGCUGGACAAGGUUGCCUUCCUGCAGGACUGGAGGGAGAUCUUCAAGUCUGCUCAGCCUGCGCUGGAUAAGUCGCGAUUGAGGAAGAGACGCGUUCCGGAGCCUCGGUCGCUGGAUGUUUCUGAGGAUGAUGAGAUUCUGAAUGAUGCCGAUCAGGAGGAUAGUGAGGGUGAGGAUGAAGAUGAGGAUGAGGAUGAGGAUGCUAUGUCAGAUGUCGACUCGACGGAUCAGAGUGGCAGUUUGGAUGCUGGAGAGGCAUCGAAUACGACACCUGAGCCUGGGCAGUCGCCGAAGGUGGUCACUAGUCCGAAAAUUACGGUUGAGAUUCCGGUGAAACGGGGUCGGAAGCGUAAGGCUGAGGCUCAGGCUCCGGUUCCUGUGAAGGAAAUAAAGUGCAACUUGAGUGAUAACUCGACGAAGAGUCGGUCGAAACGGCUUGCUUUGAGUGAGGAAGAAGUUUCAUCUGGUCCGGUACGCCGCUCUACCAGACAGAAGAAGUAG
Messenger RNA from Penicillium odoratum, 891 nucleotides. RefSeq lists its product as uncharacterized. Bases 1 to 891 code for a protein of 296 amino acids. The record is from RefSeq and is a predicted model, not a curated record. Lineage: Eukaryota; Fungi; Ascomycota; Eurotiomycetes; Eurotiales; Aspergillaceae. The transcript is spliced from 2 exons.